CAAGCGUACUGGUUACGCCAUUUUAGAGUUGACGAAGACUCGAAUUGGUUUGCUUUUCUCAUGUGAAAAACAGUGGGGAAAGUUCUAGGAAGAUAGGUCCGAAGCGUAAUAUAAACGAACCUCAGUGGUGGUAAAGUGAACGAGCCUUUCUUUUUCAGGUGCUACGAGAGAGGAAACCCUCAGAAGAAAAUACUUGUGAAGAUGGACAUGGGAAACGGCUCGGAGGCUGGAACGAGCGGCGGUGAGCCGUCGGCGAUUGACUACGACGUCUUCCUGAGUUUCAGGGGGCCGGACACUCGCCAAGGUUUCACGGAUUGUCUUUAUCAUAAAAUGCUAGAAGCAAACAUCUGUGUUUUCCUUGAUGAGGAUAAGCUCCACGUCGGUGAAGAAAUAGAUGAGCUAUUGGCAGCCAUCCAAAAGUCGAAGAUCUACAUACCUAUCUUCUCUAAAGGUUAUGCUUCGAGCGCGUGGUGCCUUCGCGAGCUCGCGCACAUGGUGGAUUGCAAGAAAUCCAAACCAUCCGAGAAGGAGAUUAUGCCGAUUUUCUACGACGUUAAGCCUCGCGAUGUUAAGCUUAAGUCUCAACGGUACGUCAGCGCUUUGGAGGAGCACGAAGAGAAGUGCGGUCGCCAGACGAGGCUAAAGUGGGAGGAUGCCCUCAAAAGUGUAGCCCAAAUCAAAGGAUGGGAGUUGAAAAAGCAAGGGCAUUGGAAAUUCAUUCAAUCGGUGCUACAAGAGAUUGUGAUGAAGCUGAAGACAAAAGACAAAUACGUCACUGAGCAUUUAGUUGGGAUGGACAAUCCAGUGGAAGCCGUUCUCAAGUUGUUGGACAUGGACUCCGGGGACUUGCGCUUUGUGCUAAUCCAUGGAAUGGGCGGAAUCGGUAAAACAACUCUUGCUAAGAUGGUGUUCAACAAACUAAAUUCCCUUUUCAAUCAAUGCUGCUUCCUAGGAAAUGUUCGGGAAUUGUCAACCAGCUUUGGCAUCAUAAAUUUGCAAAAACAAUUAUUGUCUGACACAUUGGGUUUGGGCUUUCAAGAUCAAAUCAACGAUGUCGACGAUGGGAUCAAAGUGAUUUAUAGCGACUUUCUAACAAGAAAGUCUUGCUCGUUCUGA
This is a messenger RNA of Eucalyptus grandis, 1116 nucleotides long. Its product is annotated as toll/interleukin-1 receptor-like protein. Gene Ontology annotation, biological process: defense response; signal transduction. NCBI's taxonomy places the organism in Eukaryota, Viridiplantae, Streptophyta, Magnoliopsida, Myrtales, Myrtaceae. Gene Ontology annotation, molecular function: ADP binding. Bases 202 to 1116 code for a protein of 304 amino acids. The record is from RefSeq and is a predicted model, not a curated record. The transcript has 2 exons.